Molecule: messenger RNA, 500 nt
Organism: Cyprinodon tularosa
Lineage: Eukaryota; Metazoa; Chordata; Actinopteri; Cyprinodontiformes; Cyprinodontidae
Product: MYC binding protein
Exons: 5
Coding region: 136-447 (103 amino acids)
Biological process (GO): regulation of DNA-templated transcription
Cellular component (GO): nucleus
Molecular function (GO): transcription coactivator activity
Source: RefSeq, a predicted model, not a curated record
GGUUUUGUUCCCCGCGUUGCUAAGGGCAACGGACCGCCUGUUUGUAGGCGGAAAUCAACACAACAUCGGCUAACGUCUGAGGCUCAGCUUGGAGCUCUCUUCCCCACCUCCAUAUAAACCUUUAUAACAGCAGCCAUGGCCGGCUACAGGUCCUCAGAAUCGAGGCGGGAACAGUUUAGGAGAUACCUGGAAAAAUCUGGAGUUCUGGACACUUUAACCAGCGUUUUGGUCGCUCUUUAUGAAGAACAAGACAAACCCGAAAAUGCACUGGACUACAUAAAGGUCCACCUGACGGCGAGGUGCCCAGAGCCCACGGAAGCCGAGGCGCUGCGGACAGAACUGGCCGACCUCCAGCAGAAGUUCAACCUGCUGAUGGAGGAGAACAAAGAGCUGAGGAGCAGGCUGCUGCAGUACAAGCCGUCGCCUGAGGAGGGAGCUGGACUCUGAAUGGGCUUUUUGUCACUCGGUGGGAAAUAAACAAGAAAAGAUCAAGCAGCCUC